Caretta caretta (loggerhead turtle) is the source of this 3253-nucleotide messenger RNA. RefSeq names its product CDC42 effector protein 4 (gene CDC42EP4). Gene Ontology annotation, cellular component: plasma membrane; cytoplasm; cytoskeleton. Gene Ontology annotation, biological process: positive regulation of actin filament polymerization; positive regulation of pseudopodium assembly; Rho protein signal transduction. The record is from RefSeq and is a predicted model, not a curated record. NCBI's taxonomy places the organism in Eukaryota, Metazoa, Chordata, Testudines, Cheloniidae. Gene Ontology annotation, molecular function: small GTPase binding.
CCCAGAGUCAAUGCCCUUGUUUGCUAUUGACUUCCGGCUUGUCACUCCUGCAUGCCACCGUGUGACAGCCUGCCAUCCGUGCGGCUGUAUGGGGCGGAAGCAAGGCAACAUGGCACGGACCAGGGGUUGGGAUUUCGGAGCUCCUGGGUUCCAAUCCUUGCUCUUCUGCAGACUCUGACCGAUUGUGCCAGGCAUGGUACAGACUUGUUGGCUGAACAGUCUCCCACCCAGCACCUCCUGUAGCUGCUGGCACCGGUGUGAAGUGCUGCACUGGUGUGAAAGGCCACAAGGUGAGUGCUGCGGGGGAGGACAGCGAGACCUCGCUGCCCAGCCCGGCCCCCCUUGCCGGGACAAUGCCGAUCCUGAAGCAGCUCGUCUCCAACUCGGCCCACUCCAAGCGGCGCUCACGGGCGGAUCUGACGGCUGAGAUGAUCAGCGCCCCGCUGGGCGACUUCCGCCACACCAUGCACGUGGGCAGAGCCGGGGACGCCUUCGGGGACACCUCCUUCCUCAACAGCAAGGCCGGCGAGCCGGAGUCCCCCGAGGAGCUGGGCUCCUCCAAGCCCGGCCUGCUGUCCCGCAAGUUCCGCAGCAGCAAGCGGUCGCAGUCGGUGACGCGCGGCGACCGGCGGGACAUGCUGGGCUCCCUGCGGGACUCGGCCAUCUUCGUGAAGAACGCUGUCUCCCUGCCUCAGCUCACCGAGAAGGAGGCCGACAAAAGCGCCGGGAAGCUGCCCAAGAGCCUUUCCUCGAGCCCUGUCAAGAAGGCCCCGGAGGAGGCGGCCGCCCCGGAGGAGAAGCCGCGCCCCAACGGUGCAGCCACCCGCCCUCAGAGCCCCGGCCUGGAUGAGCGCGAUUUUGGGGACCUGGCGGACUUGCCCGUCGUGGUGCCGAAGAGCAGCUAUGGCAUGAAGCAUGCCGAGUCCAUCAUGUCCUUCCACAUCGACCUGGGGCCCUCAAUGCUGGGGGACGUCCUGAGCAUCAUGGACAAAGACCAGUGGGACCAGGACGAAGACUUUGGCGCCAUGGUACCUGAGGAGCCCCAACGGGAUGGAGGCCCUACCAGGAUACCUGCAGCCCACCGGCUCAGCCAGGAAAGGAAGCCCCUGCCAGAUUCCCUGCUGAUGGCGCCAGCCUGCCAGGAUGAGAGCAGGGCCGUGGCCUACAGCCUGGACUCUGCCCGGAGCCAGGGCAGCAGGGACAGCAGUUCGGUUUCUAGCUGCACAGCACAGGGGCAGGAGGAGCACCGCCCAUCUCCCGAAAGGCAGAGCUACGGGAUCCCAGAUGGCGCCCGGCACGGCCCCCCCAAACAGCAUAACAGAGAGUUCUCCUUCGCGGAUGAGGAGGACGACGAAAUCAGAGUGUAGGCAGGUGGCUGAUCCGACGGGUCUGGUGUUAACUUGCGGUAGCUUGGGCACAAGAAGGGAUAACCUGAAACUGACAAUGUCAGAAGAAAUGGCUCCGGGAGACACUUGACUCUUAAAUCCUUUCCCUUUUCCCUCCGGGCUGUGGCCAGAUUCCCCUCAGCUCCUCUUUGACGUCUCUCCAGGGACUGGGUGAAUCCGUGAAACGGGAAGAUAGAUGUUGUGGGGUUAGUUUUUGCUAUUUUGAGGUCGCUGUGGGAGAGGAAGAAACUUGGGUUUAAAGUCAUAGUAUUACGUCGAAGAACCUCUUCCUGUAAGGCUGUCGAUCUCUGCGAGCCGGGGAAGAACAGCAGUCGGGAGAGGGGAAGAGCCCGCUAGCCAGUCUGGAGACUAUUCCUUUCCCAGAAGAAAACUCCAGUGUGUACUGCAAGGGGGAAACAUUCUUUCAUUUCUAUUGGACUUUGGAUAUUAACUUGAUCUACUGCCCACAUCAAGCAAUACAGAGUCCAGUUACAAGGACAAGGCUUACAGCCCCAGUGCCCUUAGUAAUAUAUAUUUUCCCCCUUGUGUUUUCAUUGGUUUCUGAUUUGUACUUGUAACUCUUUUUAACUGCGGAUGAGGGGAAAUUCCAGUCUGAAAGUACUUGGUUCAAGAGUUUAGACUUCUGCAUAUUGUAGAGUGAAAUGGCAUUGGAAACCCAGCGGUUUCUGAGCCUGCAAUUGAUGGUACUUCUCUUUGGGCAGAGCGCUGGGAGGCCUGCAGCUCCAGGGGCAGGGGAAGGGAUUUUUUUACUCUUGUAUCUUUUUUUUUUUUUUUUCUUUUUUUAAGUGUCCAAUGUUGCGGCACCUUCAGGGACAUGGGCUCCCUGCAGCCUGCCACAGCUGCUCCCACAGAUUGGACCCAGACCUCCUCUCUGGUGGGUUCCUCUUGAGAAACCCUCUCCUGCCCCUGCAGCAGCAUCAUGUCUGUGGCACUGCGAUGCCAGCCAUGCCCCCUGCUCCCCUGGCCACGGUAUGACGCAGAGGUGUAACGGAGGCUGGCACGCUGCUAGCGGGACCCAAUGACUAUGGUGCUGUUACCCGGUGUGUGUGGAGGGUUACGGUGGAAGGAGCUGGAGGUGCCUCCUGGGGAAUCCUCUUAGCCCCUGCUAUCCGGAUGAACAGGGCUGGGGCAGAGAUGUUGGCUGGCCCCUGGCCUGCCCUCAACCCCAACCCCUCAGUGCCCUUCCUCCGCCGCAUGAGCGGAUGGGAUGCCCGGAGGCAGCUGCAGCCCAGUGUUGGUGGCAGGAAUGGAACAGACGGGCAGGGGGAAAGCUUAGGGGGAUAAUGUCUGGCCCCUCGCCAGUCUGCACACGUGGGCACAAUGGGUUUGGAGCACUGGCACAGCGUCCUGAAGCCCAGCGGUCUGGAAUGGGCAGCGUGUGCAGGAGACGCAGACUCGCUCUCCUCUGCCCAGUCUCCUCCCCAGGGAGAUGGCCCCUGGGCAGACGCUCCUGUGCCCAAGAGCUGCCAGGUGCAGCCUGACUAGGGGUGGGGAACCAUCCUAUCUAGGACGCGGGGCUGUCAGCACCACGCUGAAGAGAUGUGUCCUCACCCCCUGGGCCCUGCCCUGCCUUCCACACAUCGCACGCUCGCGGGUAGCAAUAAAACACUAACUUGGACCUUUUCUAACUUAUUUUCUUUUUAAAUGUUGUUUUGCGCUAGAUUUCUCCCCCCCCCCCCGGGGUUGAAAGCAGCGGCAGGGCGCCCUGGGGCGUGGCGUGGCCUUGCCUUGUGACCGGGGCUCUGUCCCAUGUGCUCGGAGCUGUAUGGUGCAGGUGAAUGGAGGAGGGGUUUUUUUUAUGAUGAUGUAUGUAAAAUGCAGAACAGAAUUAAAUGGUAGUGAAAGCA